Letharia columbiana is the source of this 453-nucleotide messenger RNA. RefSeq lists its product as uncharacterized. The record is from RefSeq and is a predicted model, not a curated record. The transcript has a single exon. Lineage: Eukaryota; Fungi; Ascomycota; Lecanoromycetes; Lecanorales; Parmeliaceae. Bases 1 to 453 code for a protein of 150 amino acids.
AUGACGUACGAAAGCCACAUUUCCAGCCCUAUGCCGGGUUUUACAGCCGAGCAAGCUACGUCCUUACAGGCCAUGAUCGAUGCAUCCGUCAAAGCAGCAAUCGGACAGGCUAUCAGUCAGGCUAUGACAGCCUUCGAGACCAGACAGCAACAGUCAAUUGUGGAGAAAACUGCGGAGAAAACUGCGGAGAAAACUGCGGAGAAAACUGCGGAGAAAACUGCGGAGAAGACUACGGAGAACAAGAGCACGGGCAGCAGCAGUCCUAUUCAAGCCGGCACGCUCUCCACUAUUCCACACCAGGCUACUAUGCACUAUUGCAGAGAGUCUGCCAUUCGCCUCAGUAACGCUCCACUUCUCUCCCCUCUUCUCGCCUCUUUUCUCGCCUCUCAACUCGCCUCUCCACCUGACUACAUUCACUACGCGAAAGGCAUGGAGGCUACAGGUCAAGGAUAG